AUGGCGGGGCUCGGGGGCAGCGGCUACUGGGAAGAUCUCCGAAAACAAGCCAGACAGCUCGAGAAUGAACUCGACCUGAAACUGGUCUCAUUCAGCAAACUGUGUACCAGCUACAGCAGCUGCAGAGAUGGACGGCGUUCAGAAACGUCUGACACUACUCCACUGCUCAACAACUCUACCCAGGACCGGAUGUUUGACACAAUGUCCGUGGAGUUGGAGCAGCUACUGUCUAAACUAACUGCAGUGAAUGAUAAAAUGGCAGAGUACACAAACACACCUGGUUCUGCGUCUCUUAGUGCUGCCCUUAUGCACACUCUACAGAGACAUAGAGACAUCCUGCAGGAUUACACACAAGAGUUUCACAAAACCAAAGGCAACUUCCUCGCAAUCAGAGAAAGGGAAGAUCUACUAGGUUCUGUCCGGAAAGAUAUAGAAACAUACAAAAGUGGGUCAGGAGUCAACAACAGACGAACAGAGUUGUUUCUAAAAGAACACGAGCACCUCAGAAAUUCCGAGCGUCUAGUAGACGACACGAUAAGUAUUGCCAUGGCAACUAAGGAGAACAUGACAUCGCAGAGGGGUGUGCUAAAGUCCAUACAGAGCAAGGUCAACACUCUGGCUAACCGAUUCCCAACCAUCAACAAUCUCAUCCAGCGGGUCAACCUACGCAAGAGGCGGGACUCUCUGAUCCUGGGCGCGGUCAUUGGGGCUAAUUUGCACAGAAGACUGAAACUACUGCUCUGA
Molecule: messenger RNA, 744 nt
Organism: Knipowitschia caucasica
Lineage: Eukaryota; Metazoa; Chordata; Actinopteri; Gobiiformes; Gobiidae
Source: the annotation of a GenBank genome assembly